AUGUCCAAUGUAGAGGUAUCCUGUGGGGUUUAUAUAGGCGACAUCUUUGUGGAAUGCAAGCUUAGAUCUAACCUAGGCAAGGAACAUUGCAUUGGACGUUGCAUAACAUCGUCACAAAACCCCAUAAUUUCGAUACUGAAUACUUCGAAUUCUCCAAUAGUCUUCCAAGAAGGGACUGUAUUGGCACGUGGUGAACCAUGUGUCAUGGAGCAGUUGCAGGAAGAUAGUGAAAAUACAGUUAAUCUAGUUCAACACAGAACAGAUCAUGUCAUAGAGAUUGAAAGUGUUCAGGUUGAUGACUCCAUCGGUACGAAACAUAGACAGUCUUUGCUAGAUCUCUUAAAUGAAUUCACUGACUGUUUCGCCAGAUCAACAUCCGAACUGGGCAACACUCAGAUGAACAUUGUGUUAACUGAUGACAAACCUGUGACUUAUCGCCCGUAUAAGCUAUCUCAGAUGGAAAGAUCUGAAGUGAGGGAAAUUAUUGACGACCUUCUUCAGGGUGAAGUAAUUAGAGAAUUUGAUUCCCCUUAUGCGAGCCCAAUUCUUUUAGUAAAGAAAAAACAGGGGAAUACAGAAUGUGCGUAG
Molecule: messenger RNA, 588 nt
Organism: Anoplophora glabripennis (Asian longhorned beetle)
Lineage: Eukaryota; Metazoa; Arthropoda; Insecta; Coleoptera; Cerambycidae
Exons: 1
Coding region: 1-588 (195 amino acids)
Source: RefSeq, a predicted model, not a curated record